Molecule: messenger RNA, 2772 nt
Organism: Cotesia congregata
Lineage: Eukaryota; Metazoa; Arthropoda; Insecta; Hymenoptera; Braconidae
Source: the annotation of a GenBank genome assembly
AUGGCGGCCUCUUCGUCGUCCUCAAACAGCGAGCAACAGUACUCGCUCAGAUGGAAUGACUUCCAUUCGAGCAUACUCAGCUCAUUUCGGCAUUUACGUGAUGAAGAGGAUUUUGUUGACGUUACACUCGCCUGCGAUAGUAACAGUUUCACUGCACACAAAGUUGUAUUGUCUGCUUGCAGCCCCUACUUCCGAAGACUUUUAAAGGCAAAUCCAUGUCAGCAUCCAAUAGUUAUUCUCAGGGACGUUGCGUCGUCAGACAUGGAGUCAUUAUUAAGGUUCAUGUAUCACGGAGAAGUCCACGUAGGUCAGGAACAACUAGCGGCCUUUCUCAAAACCGCUCAGAUGCUUCAAGUAAGAGGACUUGCGGACGUUAAAAGCAGCACCGCAGGAGCUAAAAUUCCAUCUGGAUCUGAGGCGCGAGAUCACACGGAAUCACCGGUGACGUCGAGGAACACGUGGCAUGACCGAGGUGAUCCAAGUGACAGCGGUCUAAGUCCACCACCAGAAAAAAGGUCCAAAAGUUAUUCACCUCCAGUGGGAAAUCACCUCGAGCAGCUGAAAGGCGCCGCUGCUGAUCUCCAGGAAUCGCUUUUAGGACAGGCUCUUGAAGGGGGACCUACGAUACACACACCGAAUAAUGAUAUUAAGGCUCAAUCAACUGGCGAAGAUUCAAAUUCCGCGUCUGAUAAUGACGAAGAAAUGUCGAAUAACGACAGUAUUCUCAAUUCAGUCAAGGCCGAACCCAAUGACAUUCUCAAUGACUCUCUGGAACAUCAUCGUGGCACAUUCCCCGCGGCGCUUUUGGGACUUCAAGGAUUAAUGCCUGGACCUUCCGGAAUACACGCUGCGAAUCAGGAUCCAAAUUACGGAUCGGUGAUGCCAAUGAGGGAGGAUGUCGCAAUGAUGGGAGUCGCCGUCACCGAUCACGAGACAUCAUCUUCUCAAGCGGUGGAAAAUUUGGCCCGUCUGUACUCUGCCCUCCGGCACGAUGACAGUAAACCCCUGUGUCGUUAUUGCGGUAGAAGUUACUCCUCGCCCAGCAACCUUCGCCAGCACGUUAAAAAUGUCCACUCUAACUGGCCGCCUCCCGAAACCUGGCCGCAGUGCUCCGUUUGCGGGAAACGCUGCAAAACCAAGCACUAUCUGAUCAAUCAUCAGUUGCAAGCUCACGGGAUUCAUCAGCGACCUACUGUUAAUAAUCCCCAGCAGCAGUCGGGACAAAGACGUAAAGAUGGACCACCAGGACCAGGUGGGGGUGGUGGUGGAGGAAGAAGAGUUGGUGGAGGUGUCUUAACUUCUACAUCAGCAGCAGCCUCCUCUACUGCUUACCACCACCACGAUGAUAGGAUGUUACGGGUAAUCAAGGUCGAGGAGAUCGAUGUCGAGGAAGACUAUGAGGACCCGGUCUACCCAGCGGAAGACUCCGAGGACGAGAAGGAGGAAGACGAGGAGGAUGACGAGCCUAAACAAAUGGUAACUUGCUCUUCAAUUUCUUCUACUGCACGACAACACCAGCUGACAAGGGUCCCGAACCCCCAGUACCAGAGGCCGCCGCUCAAACGCUCUCAGCCCCAGCAUCACCGACGCAAUCUCAUCCAGUGUCCGCUCUGCGUCCGGUCUUACUAUGAUAUCGCGGACAUGCGAGCCCAUCUCGACCAUCAUUACCCCAGAGACUCGCCCACCUGUCCGGUCGUCUCGUGCGCCAAGACUUUUUCCCACCCCAACAGUGUUAGAAAUCAUAUGAGGGUUAAACACGCCGAACAGUGGGACAAAAUAAAGACACUUAGACGUGGUUUGGACAUGAUGCGGGUACGAGCGACAGAUCCGCGACCAUGCCCGAAGUGCGGUAAAAUAUACAGAUCCGCCCACACGCUGAGGACCCACUUGGAGGACAAGCACACCGUGUGUCCAGGCUACCGGUGUGUUUUGUGCGGAACAGUCGCCAAGUCCCGGAACUCCCUGCACUCGCACAUGUCACGCCAGCACCGCGGAAUCAGUACCAAGGACCUGCCAGUGUUACCAAUGCCGAGCCCGUUCGAUCCCGAGCUGGCCUCGCGACUGCUCGCCAAAGCCGGGGUGAAGGUGAGUCCCGCGGAGCUGAGAGCCCGCGCAAGUCCAACUGGCCCACGACGAAGUGACAUGCGUCUUGAGUUGCCCAGGGGGGCUCCGUCAGAAGCCGGGAGCUCCGUCUGCGGGGGCGACGACCCGGAAGACCUGACCCUACCGCUGAGCCUGAGGUACGGCUCGCCGACUCCGAACAACAACACGGUGAUCACCAAGAUCAACCAGCAGAGCAAAGCAGCCACCGCGAUAGCUGCCAAGUCCGCGAUCGAGGGCCUGAUGCACGCCCACAGUCGCGAGCCCAACACUGCGCCUUUGCACCCUGCAGGGCUGCCUCUCACGCCCAACCACCACCAGUCGAUCCUCGACACGUACUUGCAGUAUUUCGCGGAGAACAGUUUGAAUCCCUUCACGAUAAACGCCGCAGCGGUUCGCGCGAAAAUGGCCAUGUCUGGAGCCAUCGACGCGUUCGGACGCGGUGCUUCUGAUGACUAUCCCAUGAUCGGCCGCGACGAAGGCAGACCUGGUGUUGUCAUGGACGACAGGAAUGAUCACCAAGACAGAGACCGCACUGUCGAUGAUGAGGAGGCCGAGUCUUCUCAUGCCGAGGACGACGAGUUCAGCGAUAAUGACGAACCAGAAGCUCUCAAAGCCGAAGUCAGUGCUAUGCCAUCAGUUGUCUUACUCAGAAUUAUUAAUUCUGACUAA